Urocitellus parryii (Arctic ground squirrel) is the source of this 1412-nucleotide messenger RNA. RefSeq names its product CD247 molecule (gene Cd247). The record is from RefSeq and is a predicted model, not a curated record. Gene Ontology annotation, cellular component: alpha-beta T cell receptor complex; membrane. Gene Ontology annotation, biological process: T cell receptor signaling pathway. NCBI's taxonomy places the organism in Eukaryota, Metazoa, Chordata, Mammalia, Rodentia, Sciuridae. Gene Ontology annotation, molecular function: transmembrane signaling receptor activity.
CAGAGCGGCAGGGCCUCCUUCAGAGCCCAGGCUGCUCGGCCAUCGUCCCCUGCCCCGCAUCUUCUGGGAGAAAGGACAAGAUGAAGUGGGAGGCGCUAGCCAUCGCGGCCAUCCUGCAGGUGUGGUGCCCCGUUACAGAGGCACAGAGCUUUGGCCUGCUGGAUCCUAAACUCUGCUACCUGCUGGAUGGAAUCCUCUUUAUCUACGGUGUCAUCGUCACUGCCCUGUUCCUGAGAGCGAAGUUUGGCAGGAGUGCAGACGUCGCCGCCUUGCAGCAGGGCUCAAACCAGCUCUACAAUGAGCUCAAUCUGGGACGGAGAGAGGACUAUGAUGUCUUGGAUAAGCAUCGGGGCCGGGACCCCGAGAUGGGAGGGAAGCAGCAGAGGAGGAAGAAUCCUCAGGACGGCGUAUACAACGCACUGCAGAGAGAGAAGAUGGCGGAGGCCUACAGUGAGAUUGGGACGAAAGGAGAGCGUCGGAGAGGCAAGGCGCAAGACGGCCUGUACCAGGGCCUCAGUCCAGCCACCCAGGACACCUACAAUGUUCUCCACAUGCAGGCCCUGCCCCCCCGCUAACAGUGUGGGUCUCACCAGCCCCAGGCCUGACCUGCUGAUGCCAACUGUAAGACAGGAUGAGCUCUUUACCACCGCCUUCCCUCAUACUUCUCAGCCACUGAAGUACUCCCCUCCACAAACAGGAUGCUUCCCAGUUGUGACAUUUGCUGAUCUCCAAUUCCAAGCCCUGGCACAAAGAACAUGUCCCUGGGCUCCAAGGGAGUGCAGCCCACAGUCACGGGCAAGGCCCUGCCCUUAGGACUUCAGACUUGCUGAUGCCUGGAGAGCAGCCCUCUCCCUUGGCUCCAUGUCUUAACCUGGGGCUGGGGACAAUUCCCUCACAGCUGGGUUAGGUCUGCCUUGUGAAGUCCAGGGCAGGCCCCAGUGUCAGCACAUGUCCUGUCUGUACUGCUGUCAGGAAUCUGAGUGGCUUCGCUCCUGCUGUCAACCCCCCCCCCCCCACACACACACUUCAAGGUAACCUGUGCUUGGGCCACUCUGGAGGGCUGGGCAGAAGGGCCAGUCCUCCAUCAGACAUGCCUCUGCAUCACCAAGCCGCAUGCCAGGCACUGUGGGGGGUGGAAAAACGUGCAAGGCUGUCCUUGUCCUCACAGGUUCACAUCUUAGAGGGAAAAUGAGUCGUGCACAAUGUGGUUUAAAAAUUAGGAAAUGGAGUGUGAACGCGGAGUGUCACUAAGAUUAUGAACAAAGCCUGGAAGUGAGUAGGGAGGAGUCCUUCCUGCCCUGCUCCCAGGCACCGUCCCUCAGCCUCCCGGGAAUGGCAAGCCCGUCCUGGGGACUAAAGGACAUGUGGCCGUGGGUGGCAAACCCUCUUUGCUCUGCUUGGUUUUAACUUAU